CAGUGGUGAAAGCGAACACCUUCUCAGUCUCCGCGUAAUCUUUCGUGCAGAGAAUAAGAAAGUAGGAGUUCAAGUUCAAAAAUUCAACCUUUGCCCAUUCAUGUCUCUGUGUCUUUGAACACCUCAAUGUUCCUUUCCAUCCUAAAAUCUACUAAACCUGGUGACCAGCAACAAAAAAAGCAAAAAGGAGAAUGGUUAGCAGGAAGUUUCAAGCCAGAGAACUUCAUUCCAGGUCUCGUUAUAGGUUUCAUUUUUGGGUUGUUGUUUGAUUUAUCAAAGCCCAAUAGAAAUCACUUGCCCAAGAAAAAUUUCUCAUCUUGUAAGCUUCAACAGCAACUCUCAGUCUCAAGCAAUGGUGAUCAGGAGCUUAAGAUGGUUCUGGUAGUUAGGCAAGACCUCAAGAUGAAAUCUGGAAAGAUUGCAUCCCAAUGUGCUCAUGCUGCCACUGGCAUGUACGCCGAAUUAAUGCAAAGUAACCGGUCUCUUUUAAGACAAUGGGAACAGUGCGGCCAGCCCAAAAUUGUUUUGACGUGUAGGAAUCAACAAGAAAUGAAUAAGCUGAAGGAAGCAGCUGAGAGUAUUGGCCUUCCUACUUUUGUUGUUGCUGACGCUGGGCGAACACAGGUUUUGGCAGGAUCAAAGACUGUUCUUGCUGUUGGACCUGGACCAAAAUCAUCUGUGGAUUCGGUGACUGGAAAGUUGGCGCUGCUUUGACAUCAUUCAAGAAACAAGCCCUAAUAUGAUAAAUCACCCAAGCUUUGUUACCACUUGGUCUGCGUUUAGAGGCAUUACCUGGCAUUUAUUGGCUGAGUAUUGUAUCUUUAUUGUGCCUAUGCAACAUGACUAAAGCUGGUUUAUAAUUUGUAACAUUCAGUAGGAGUAAUUCUCAGUUGGAGCCCGUUUACAUUCCCUCCCCCCGCCCCACCACACACACACACACACACACUAUUAAUCUCCUUUUUAUACCUCAGAUCCUGGCUACCAGGGAUGAUUAAAACCCUUUAUUUUAGGAUAUAUUGGGUAAAAAUCUGUUAGGAAACUAUUUUUCCCUAUAAGGCAGCGUCUGCCCUCCUUAUGUCACGUGUCUGCAUUCUUUACAAGUUCAUAAUCCUUUUUAUCAACACUCCCAAUUGGUUUUGA
Gastrolobium bilobum is the source of this 1140-nucleotide messenger RNA. RefSeq lists its product as uncharacterized. Gene Ontology annotation, molecular function: peptidyl-tRNA hydrolase activity. NCBI's taxonomy places the organism in Eukaryota, Viridiplantae, Streptophyta, Magnoliopsida, Fabales, Fabaceae. The record is from RefSeq and is a predicted model, not a curated record. The coding region runs from base 127 to 714 and encodes 195 amino acids. The transcript has 8 exons. Gene Ontology annotation, cellular component: cytosol; mitochondrion.